Messenger RNA from Oryzias melastigma (Indian medaka), 2256 nucleotides. RefSeq names its product dentin sialophosphoprotein. Lineage: Eukaryota; Metazoa; Chordata; Actinopteri; Beloniformes; Adrianichthyidae. The record is from RefSeq and is a predicted model, not a curated record.
CUCAGACUCUGCUUGUGGUAGUGAUACUGCCUCCACUUCCUCCAGCUCCUUAUCUGGUGAUAUAAAUGUUAUCGCAACUUUACACCUCAUGAAAGAUGGUAACAAUGCCGUCGGUGUACCUGUACCGAAUGGAGGAAAUAAUGUGAAGAUACUCCUUAUUGAUGAUCCCAAGAUGGAUUCCUCUACCAGUGGUGGAAGUGCUGAGAAUUUGGAUGCCCCUCAUUCAAGAGAUGGCGGUUCUGAUGCUGAGAAGCAAUCUGAAACAAAAAGUGGAAAAACGGCCAAAACUGCUUUAGAGCUCUUAAAAGAUGCGGUGAAGCUACCCCUCAGUGAUGGUGGAAGUAAUGAGAGCGUGAACGCCUCUGAUUCAAGAGAUGGAAUCAAUGUCAAUGCGAUUUUGCAUCUCGUGAACGGCAAAGAAAAUAAGAAGUUUCCUAUCAUCCAUGGAAAAAUGUACGGCAGUCCUGACCUACCCACUGUGAACGAUCCCGAGAAGGAUUCCUCUCCCAAUGAUGGCAAUUCUGAUGAUAAGAAACAAUCUGAAACAAAAAGUGGAAAACAAGCCAAAUCGAUUUUGGAGCUCAUAAAGGAUUUGGAGAUGCUUCUCAUUGAUGAUGGCAAUCCUGAAGAUAAGAACAAACCUGAAGCAACAAGUGGAACAAAGGCAAUUGCGAGGUUGUGUCUCUAUAACGAAGUCAAGAAGGGUUCCUCUUCCACUGGUGGAAGUACUGGGAGUGUGGACGCCUCUGAUUCAAGCGAUGGCAGAUCAGAUGUUACUAAACAAUCUGAAACAAAAAGUGGAGUAAAGCUCAUCGCAAUUCUACAUCUCUGGAAUGGACAAGAUCACGAGAAGAUUCUUCUCAUUGAUGAUCCUGAGAAAGACUCCUCCACACGCGGUUCCAAUGAGUCCAUCAGCUCAGACUCUGCUGUUGGUGGUGACGGGAGCUCUCCUACCCCUGGCUCCUCCUCUUCAUCUUCAUCCGGCUCAAUAGUCUCCUAAAGCAAUUUUGGUGCAUUUUUGAUCGAACACUUUCAAAUCAGCUUCAUUAAGCUAUUUUAUCUAUAGUCUGUCAUUUAAUUUUUUUUUGUAUUGAAAAUUUUAAAAACAAGCACAUAUUUUUAUUUCGGUGGCCUACGUUAAAAUGUAUGGUUGCAUAUUUUGCCUUUUAAGUUACUGCAGCAGGAAUAUUUUACUGAAAUAUGUAAGUUUACAAACUCUGAGACAUUUAACUGAAAUAGCAUGCAUUAUCUGAAAAACAAAAAUUCCACAAAAUAAAAUAAAUUAAGUAAUAAAACCUUUUCAAAAACAUGUAGUUUCAACCUUUUGCCAAAUUUUGAACAUUUUUAUAAUUUUUACAUGAAAAAAUACUUUGAACUUUAGUUUGGGCUAAAGCUUUUCUUUUCUGAAGUGAUAUAUUUGACUGCCUUUAACAAGAAAUGUAUAAAAAAAGAAAUAGUUACUGUAUCUUCACAUUAUUACUAAACCUCUUAGUUAUUACAAUAAUGUAAAAGCUUUUAAAUGAACACAUAUGUGACCAGUUCUGGGUUUUUAUUUUUUAUUUGGAUCAAUCCAUCCUAACUAAUCAAAUAUAUUUUAAGAAAAAAAAAAAGAUUUUUUGACAUUUAUAUGAUGCAAUCACUGUAAUAAAGAGUAUAAAAGAUUUCAAUACUAUAUCUAUAUUUUAUACAUCUAUUUUGUUUUUUGUUUUUUUAACUUUUUUGACAAAUUUAAUCAGCUUUGACUUGCUUAGUAAAGUUGCCUUAUUAGUUAGGAACGGUUUUUUGUUAUCAUCAUCAAUUAAAGUCAAAUUUUGUUACUUUUACUGAGAGGUGUAAAUAUUUUCAGUAUUUUUCUUAUAUCUGAAAAAUCUCAACUUCCAAACUUGUUGAGGAAAAUAUAAAUUGCUUUUUGUAGCUUUUAUCAAAUGGUACAAGUUGGGUUAACAGUAUUGUUCCUAUUGUUUUGUUGUUAUGUUACAUAAUGGAACUUUUUUUUACGCUAAAGCUUUUAUGCCUGGAUCUAUGGGAAUAUCAUAAAUAAAACAUCUGACAGACUCCCUCAAAAUUUGCACUUUGAUGAAUCUGUAUUGUAUACACUAAACAAAGUUCAUUAAAUAGAAAUAAAUGUGACAGUAUGUAUGAUGCUAAAAUCCUCGAUUACUUUUUAUGUAUUUGUUUACACUUCUGUAUGUAAUAUACUUGUCUGGAAAUGGUGAUGGGUUUAUGUUUUAAUCAAUAAAGAUUUGAUACAUUCUA